UAUUACUAUAAGCAGGUAACAUCUCCACACUCUCUAGGCAUACUCUCAAGGUCCGAACCCCCAAGCCUCGCCCGGUUCCGCCGGGGCUACGACAGGGCCAUUUUCACUCCGAUGCUCAAGUUCCUCCGAGACACCAAAUCGCCAUUCAUGGUAAACCCCUACCCCUACUUCGGCUACUCCCCGCAAAUGGCGAACUACGCCCUCUUCAAGCCCAACCGCGGCGUCCGAGACACCAACACCGGUAUCACCUACACCAACAUGUUCGACGCAAUGCUCGACGCCGUCCACUCGGCCGCCAAGUCCGUCGGCUACGGGGAUGUCGACAUCGUGAUUGGCGAGACGGGAUGGGCCUCGGCCUGCGAAUACCCGGCGUGUUCGGUGCAGAACGCGAGGGAUUACACUACCAACCUGAUAAGGCAUGUGAAUUCUGGGAAGGGCACGCCAUUGAUGCCCAACAGGAGGUUUGAGACUUAUCUGUUUUCUUUGUUUAAUGAGAAUCUUAAGCCUGGUCCCACGGCUGAGAGGAACUGGGGGCUCUUCCAGCCGGAUUUUACUCCGGUUUAUGAUGCUGGGAUUUUGCGCAAUGGAGUGCGGCCCGGUGGUGGGUUGGGCAAGAAAUGGUGUGUACCAAAGUCGGAUUCCAGCACCCAAGCUCUGCAGGCCAAUAUAGACUACGUUUGCAGCUCGGGUGUGGACUGCAGGCCCAUACAAGGUGGUGGGCCAUGCUUUGAGCCCAAUGAUAUCAGGUCCCACGCCUCCUUCGUCAUGAACUCUUUCUAUCAAACCAAAGGUCGCAAUGAUUACAACUGUGAUUUUGCCAAAACCGGAGUCAUUACUUACACGAAUCCAAGUCAUGGCACAUGUUCAUACCUCUCUUGAGAAUUGAAGGAGAUGACAAUAAUUUUAACUACAACCAAAUUUGAUAGGAAGUUUUCUAAUUGGAAUUAUAUUUAUUUUUUAGAUUUCUGAUUUCUUUUGGCACUUUAAUUAUGUAUUACAUGUAAUAUUUUUUUUUCUUGAUUAUAAAGACUGGCUGAUACGUCAAAAAUAGUGUCGUUUGAGCACUAAAUUGUACUUGCAUCUCUGUUCGAGCCAAUGAAAAGAGCAUAUGUUUUUCCUUUUUUUUUUUUUUUUUUUUUUUUUU
Molecule: messenger RNA, 1144 nt
Organism: Morus notabilis
Lineage: Eukaryota; Viridiplantae; Streptophyta; Magnoliopsida; Rosales; Moraceae
Product: glucan endo-1,3-beta-glucosidase
Exons: 3
Biological process (GO): carbohydrate metabolic process
Cellular component (GO): plasma membrane
Molecular function (GO): hydrolase activity, hydrolyzing O-glycosyl compounds
Source: RefSeq, a predicted model, not a curated record